Messenger RNA from Biomphalaria glabrata, 1384 nucleotides. RefSeq lists its product as uncharacterized. The transcript has 6 exons. Lineage: Eukaryota; Metazoa; Mollusca; Gastropoda; Planorbidae. The record is from RefSeq and is a predicted model, not a curated record. The coding region runs from base 321 to 806 and encodes 161 amino acids.
CUUUUUGUCCCCACAAACAUUAAACUAGAACAAUUGUGCACAAUUUGAAUAGUGAAGUAAAUAAAAAUGUAUUGUGUUCUAGAUCUAGACACUAUAGACUAUUAUGGCUACAUAGUUAGUGAAAGGUGGCUUGUAGACUAAACAAGACAAAAAACGUUCUAAAGACCCAACCAUCUUACAAGCUGGAUGCUGUCCACUUGGAUUUCACUUCAAGGUACUGGAACAACGUUGAUGACGUAAUUGCUGAAAAGUUUCAAGGAUGGGCUUUCUUUGAAUCCAAUGACGUCUAUGUCAAGAGACAAUUUUUAUGUUUUCCUUUUAUGUACGACUACGACAAGAUUCAUAUUGUUUGUUACAACGGAGUCAUCAAGUUUGGAAAGAGUUUAUCACAGUCUUCUGAAGGUAGAUACGAGUAUGCCAUGAAUCUGAUUGAUGCCCAAAUUUACCUCUUGCCAAUAUGUCUGCAAAUCAAAUUCCGAGACAAGAGGAAAAAGUAUAUCAUCAUGAUGGAGAAACUUGAAGAUUACAAAUACAUGAUUAGAACACUGAAAGUUCAAAAGCAAGAAAAGUUCCGAGAGAAGGAAAUGUAUCUCUGUGACAGAAUCAAGUAUCUCCACAGAGUACAAGCAAACCAUGUAGCCCAGACAACAAAGCUUCCUUGCAGACACCUUUACAAAUAUAUUUUAGAGGACGCCAGAAAGACUCCAGCGCCAAGCAGGCAUAGUGGGCAUUAUCUCCACCUGAAAUGUCUAGCCAGACGAAAGAGUUUAGUAGACUGUAUUUGCUAUUAUACAUGUUGGUGCUGAUAGAAAAUAAUGAAAAUCCCUAAUGAUUAAACAAAAUUUUUUUUUUCGCUCAGAACAAUUAAUGUGACUAUGAAUAAGAAAUUUUUUGAGAGGUUUUACUUUUUUUCUCCAAAUAAUUAGAAUCUAUGACAAUUUAUUUUUGUGAAUUAUUUUUGUGUAGUUUUAAAAUGAGUGCAAAUGAAUAAGAAUUCUGAAAAGUGUGUGCAUCUUGCAUUAUUUUAAUGACCUUAUAUAUGAUAGCAGUUAAAUAACAAAUUGUACAAAAUGAAACAAAAAGGUAUUAGUUCUAAUGUACCCUUAUCUAAUUAUGGUAAACAUAUUAGCUAGUGUCUCUACAUAUAGGCUACAUGCAUGUUUAGAUUCUAAAACAUGUACAUAGUGAAAUCAUUAAACUAUUUCAUAGCUAUUUUCUAAAACUUGUUCCUAUCCUAAUGAAAUGUAUCAAUAACUUGUGCUUCUUGUAAAUAAUUAGAAUCUAGCACCAAUUCUGUAUGCUGAAUGAUUACAAGUGAAAUAUGUAGAUAUGUACCAAUCAGUAUACAUUUUGUUAUAUUCAUUAUACUAAACUAAUUUUUAUU